GCGUGUGUCCUCGUGCAUUGAUCAAUCGACCAGUGACGCCCAUGGAGCGAUCCGAUCGUCGGGUAUAUAAGCAAUCGGCCGAAAAGCAGAGGCAUCAUUCAGCCACUGUUCAGCAGCUGAUCUCCUGCAAACCAAACCAAUCCGAUCAACCAUGAAGUACUGCGUUGCUAUCCUUCUUUUGGCUCUCGUCGCCAUCGCUAUGGCGCAGAAGCCCAGUGAGAAAGAAACGGCACCGGAUUCCACCGAUAGAUCCAAGAGAGGAGCCGUCGUAUACGGAGGAUACGGAGGAUACGGAGGCUACCCAUACUCGUAUGGAGGAUAUCCUAUCCACGGCUAUCCUUAUCAUGGUUACCCAUAUGCCUACCAUGGCUACCAUGGAUACCCUUAUUACCGCUAUCCUUACUAUGGCACCUACUAAAGAGACCUAAAGAGACCUGUAUUAAAGAGUGACGGAUCAACGACAUUAGGACCUACGACGGCUCGUGAUUAGAAUUUAGGACCGGACCAUGAAAAUUUCGAAAAAUGCUGCUCAAGAUGUACACUCGUACAUUUUAAUCGAUUUGGAAACUUUUGAUAACCACGAACACAAUAAUUUGAGUUCUUUGGCGAUCAACAGUUGUAUAUACUAAUUGCACUAAUAAAGUAAGAUUAGAUACAAAAUGAA
Molecule: messenger RNA, 664 nt
Organism: Odontomachus brunneus
Lineage: Eukaryota; Metazoa; Arthropoda; Insecta; Hymenoptera; Formicidae
Product: neuropeptide-like protein 31
Exons: 2
Coding region: 152-418 (88 amino acids)
Source: RefSeq, a predicted model, not a curated record